AUGGGGUCUUUAUAUGCGCAUAGACUUUCGGGAGGGCCUUGCGCGUCAGUAGAGCCUCCAUGGAUCAAUACGACGCAGGCUUUAGGUGUUUCUUGGCCCGAUGCUCCCCCGAUAUCGACGAAUGCGGUGACGACUGGUCUACCUACUCCCCUCGCGACGGCUACAAGUGACCAAAUUUCCGAUAAGAGAGGAUUGAGCUAUAACGACCCAACGUUGACAGCGGCUUUCCAAGGAGCCAUGGUUACUUGGGGCUAUGACUGGACCAGCCGAACGGGGGAGUUGCCCCUGGAAAUUGAAUAUGUUCCAAUGCUGUGGGGCCUUGGGGGCACAUCCACUUGGACGUCCGACGCCACCGCUGCUAUCGAAGCAGGUUCAAGGCAUCUCUUAUCCUUCAACGAGCCGGAUAUUCCUACACAGGCCAACCUUUCACCAGACGUCGCUGCGGUGAGCCACAUCCUAUAUAUGAAUCCGCUUUCGGAUCGGGCUUGGAUUGGCUCACCAGCGAUCUCGAAUGGCGUCAGUGACAGCCAAACUAUGGGGAUUGCUUGGUUAGAGCAAUUUUUCAAGGCCUGUAACUCUUCUUGUGUUGUCGAUUUUGUUACGUUUCAUUGGUAUAGUGACGCCAGCCAGCUAAGUGACCUACAAUCUCACGUUGAAAAUGUUGCGUCUAUUGCCUCGCAUAAUGGGAUCGACACCGUCUGGCUCACCGAAUUCGGUGUAACAGGCACCGAGGUUGAUCAAGAGUCAUUUCUUACGUCUGCUUUGGCCUGGCUGGAUGAACAUGACCAGGUGGAAAGGUACUCUUAUUUCAUGUGUGGUAACGGCACUCUGCUGGAUGGCUCUUCGCUAUCGGGGCUAGGGCGCAUCUAUAGUGAUGGCUCACCGGAAUGA
Molecule: messenger RNA, 891 nt
Organism: Exophiala oligosperma
Lineage: Eukaryota; Fungi; Ascomycota; Eurotiomycetes; Chaetothyriales; Herpotrichiellaceae
Exons: 1
Coding region: 1-891 (296 amino acids)
Biological process (GO): fungal-type cell wall polysaccharide metabolic process
Cellular component (GO): fungal-type cell wall
Source: RefSeq, a predicted model, not a curated record